Molecule: messenger RNA, 1479 nt
Organism: Penicillium waksmanii
Lineage: Eukaryota; Fungi; Ascomycota; Eurotiomycetes; Eurotiales; Aspergillaceae
Product: ACT domain-containing protein
Exons: 3
Coding region: 1-1479 (492 amino acids)
Biological process (GO): cellular response to L-arginine; regulation of intracellular signal transduction
Cellular component (GO): cytosol
Source: RefSeq, a predicted model, not a curated record
AUGACACUGAUCGAUGCUCAAGUGCACUUUCUGGCGGAGCGUCUUGCACUGGUACACAUUCCACUAGACCUAUAUCCCUACUUCCUCCAGUCGGUGUUGAGAUUGGUCUUUGACGAGCUCUCGCCCCUCGAGGAAACAAAGGAUGAAGACGAACUUGAAUCCAUCGAAAAUGUAGAAACAACCUCGGAAGAAGGUUCCGGGUACAAGCCACCGGCCUUUUUGAACAUCUCCAUCACGCCCGUGGAAGUAUCUGUGAUAUGUCCUCGCCGCCUGGUUGAAAAAUAUUUUACACCCCUUCGACAACAGCUGAGCGGAUUAGAUAAAUCCCUCGAUUCUCAGCUCGAUGUCAGUGACAACGAUUAUAUUGCCAUGCAGGUCAUCGGCCAGGGGUUGGAGGCUGGGAAACGAGUUUUGGAGUUAACCAGCCCACUCGCUAUGGCUGGAAUCUCCAUCUUCUUCAUUUCAACUUAUUUCUCCGACUAUAUUAUCGUCCCUCUGAACAGCAAAGGCAGCGUUGUCGCCGCCCUGGAAAGCAGGGGCUUUCAGUUUCAAGACUCGACCGCCGCCUUUAUGACCCCCUUAGGCCCGACAUCCCCUCGAACUGAGCGCCAUCCAAGUGACGCCACACCACCAGGAACCCCACCGCCAUCCACAAUAUCAGAGCUCCAAACACGCACAUUUGAAAACUUACGUAAACGCCAAAUUACGCCUUAUGUUGAUGAAACCUUGCGUCUUGUGCAAUGCGCAGCCCACCAUCAAUUCGGAUAUGGUAGCGAAGAAAGCUCCAUGUCUAUCCUUCGCGAUGCCCUCACGACUGUCCUACUUGUCGACAGUCCACGAUUCCUCUCUCUUACCCAAGCAUCCCUUGAUCCAGCCGCAUCCCUUCUCCUCGAAAAACGACUCCUCCCUCGCUUCACAGAGCCCUCUAGUCCCCAUAGAGACUAUGAAGAUGGCUCGGGCCUUUUGCUUGGCUCAAAAGAAGACUUCCUUAUUCCAAUUAUGCUUGACCUCCGCGAUUUACCUCUCGAAGCCUCAGGUAUCGUAUGCGGUGUGGCGGGACGACUCGCCGAGGCAGCGGAAACGAUACCCCUCUAUAAGGACGUCGAGCCAAGCCUUGGGAGUAGUGGUGACAGCAGUACCGUUGGAUCUGUGCCCGCACUUUUUGAUUCAUUUGGGGCUCGCCUGAAUUUGGAAAAUGGCCAUAGCCCAGAUCGGAAGCCAUCCAAAGGGGCUCACUCUCUUGCACCAACCCAUCAUCUCAAACCUGAUGUGGAUCUGUCUGCAGAUUUAUUCGAGAUUAGUUUCCUGAGUACAGCGCGCGCUGGAACAAUUAUCGUUGGAGAAGAUGAGUUGCGACGCGCGAUCGCUGCUUUGGAGGCGGAGAGGGUACAGGAUUCCUUUACACCAAAUCCGUUCGAGGAGAACGAGGAGAACGUGAAGAACGAGGAUAACGAGGAGAAAGAGGAUGACGAGGAGUGA